Nezara viridula (southern green stink bug) is the source of this 933-nucleotide messenger RNA. Lineage: Eukaryota; Metazoa; Arthropoda; Insecta; Hemiptera; Pentatomidae. The record is from the annotation of a GenBank genome assembly.
CUUUUUGGUUGUAUCUACUGGUUGUAUCAGAUACUUUUUUAGUAUCAGAUAAAAGUAUCUGAUACAUACAAUCCGACCCAUCCCUAGUUAGUUGCUGACCUGAGGUAGGUAUUGUGUUCUUGGAUGUUAUUGUAGUUUGUGGUAAUUUCAAAAAUGUCUGGAAAAACUUGUGCCGUUGGAAUUUGUAAAAACAGUGGCAAAUGUCCAAAUAUAUCAUUUCACAGAUUUCCUCGUGAUAAAAAAUUGAGGAAAAUUUGGAUUUUGAAAUGUCGAAGAGAAGACCAGUUUAACCCUGAUUCUUCCAGAAUAUGUUCUGUACAUUUUAAACCUGAGGAAUUCGAAAGAGACUUCCAGGGAGAACUAUUGGGGUCUCGUCUUAAAGCAAUUUUGAAACCAAAUGUAAUACCCACAUUGAAUUUAAAAGAUGGAGGUGUCAAUAUAACAGUUAGUACAAGACAAAAACGGAUGCUGGAUAAAAAUGAAAAGGAGAUGCCUGGGAGUGUUUGCAGUAUAUCUUCGUGCGACAAGGCACCAAAUUUUGAAGAUGCAAUAGAAGCCAAAAUUCAAAAUCGACUUCCAAAAUUAUUGAAACGUGAUUGCAUCCCUUCUUUGAACAUAAAACCUGAGAAGAAUCUGAAUGUUAACGUUGGUGAUAGCAAAAAGACCAGAUUGGAGAGAGCUGCUAAAAGGAACCAGAAAGAAUUCUUAAAAAGAAUCUUGGAAGCAGAAAAGGAACAAGACUAUGAGCCAGAAAAUGUUAAAUUGAAAAAUAAACCAGAUGACAUGGAUGAAAGUGGCAUGGAUAUGGAUCAGAAUGAUGAAAGAGGUCUGGUUGGAGAUAAGAUUUGGAGAGGAGGAUUUCUCAAUUCAUCUCUUCAAAGGUGCAAAUUCUAUUUGCAGAAUUAUUAUAAGAUGAGACUUAAAAAAUCUUGA